Penicillium taxi is the source of this 3027-nucleotide messenger RNA. Its product is annotated as alanine--tRNA ligase. The transcript is spliced from 6 exons. The record is from RefSeq and is a predicted model, not a curated record. Lineage: Eukaryota; Fungi; Ascomycota; Eurotiomycetes; Eurotiales; Aspergillaceae. Gene Ontology annotation, molecular function: aminoacyl-tRNA deacylase activity; nucleic acid binding; ATP binding. Gene Ontology annotation, biological process: tRNA modification; alanyl-tRNA aminoacylation. Bases 1 to 3027 code for a protein of 1008 amino acids. Gene Ontology annotation, cellular component: cytoplasm; mitochondrion.
AUGGGAAGUUCUUCGCUGCGGUCAUUCAAUGCGGGAUUGAAUCUGAGGGGAAGAAAGUAUUUGACUCAUCCCCGACUUCCUAGAACCUUCUCUCCUCUUCUCUUCCACCCUUCAACUUCUCUUCCUUUCUUUACCCACGCCAGGAUGGCUUCCGAUACUUCCAAGUCUGAAUGGACUGCUCAGAAAGUUAGAGAUACUUUUCUUGACUUUUUCAAGAAAAAUGGACAUACAUUUGUCCCUUCAUCUCCUGUCGUUCCUCUGUCAGAUCCGACUCUGCUUUUCACCAAUGCUGGAAUGAACCAGUUCAAGUCCAUCUUUCUUGGAACUGUUGACCCGGAGUCAGACUUUGCAAAACUGCGCCGUGCGGCAAAUUCACAAAAGUGUAUUCGUGCAGGUGGAAAACACAAUGAUCUCGAUGAUGUGGGCAAAGACAGUUACCACCAUACCUUUUUCGAAAUGCUCGGAAACUGGAGUUUUGGCGACUACUUCAAAAAGGAUGCCAUCUCGUUUUCAUGGACCCUCCUGACAGAGGUCUAUGGACUGGAUCCCGAUCGAAUCUACGUCACCUACUUUGAGGGAAAUGAGGCAGGUGGCCUGGAACCAGAUCUCGAGGCAAAGGAACUUUGGAAGUCUGUUGGUGUCGCAGAAUCCCACAUCCUUCCUGGAAAUAUGAAGGACAACUUCUGGGAGAUGGGUGAUCAAGGUCCAUGUGGACCUUGCAGUGAAUUGCAUUAUGAUCGUAUUGGUGGACGUAAUGCUGCCCACUUGGUCAACCAGGAUGACCCAAAUGUGCUUGAAAUCUGGAACAAUGUGUUCAUCCAGUACAACCGCGAGGCGGACCGAUCGUUGCGAUCGCUCCCGAAUAAGCACGUUGACACUGGUCUAGGUUUUGAGCGACUGGUAUCUGUCCUCCAGGACAAACCCUCGAACUAUGAUACCGAUGUCUUCACUCCCAUCUUUCAGGCCAUCCAAAAUGUCACCGGGGCCCGUGAGUAUCGUGGACUUUUCGGAGCCGAGGAUCAUGAUGGUGUCGAUACCGCUUACCGUGUCGUCGCAGACCAUGUACGAACCCUCAUGUUCUCCAUUUCUGACGGCGUCAUUCCCAACAACGAGGGACGUGGCUAUGUUAUCCGUCGAGUACUCCGCCGAGGUGCUCGCUAUGCUCGCAAGUACUUUCAGGUUGAUAUCGGAAACUUCUUCUCGAAACUUGUACCGACAGUGGUGGACCAGCUGGGUGAUAUGUUCCCCGAGCUUAAGAGGAAGCAGCAAGAUGUCAUGGAGAUCCUCGAUGAGGAAGAGCUUUCCUUCGCCAAGACACUUGAUAGAGGUGAACGGCAAUUUGAGCAAUAUGCCCAGCAAGCUAAAGCCAAGGGCUUGGAUAAGCUCCACGGUGCCGAUGUUUGGCGCCUAUACGAUACAUUCGGUUUCCCGGUUGACCUGACUCAAAUCAUGGCCGAGGAACGCAGUCUUCGCAUUGACGAUGCCGAGUUCGAGGAGGCCCGCCUGAAGGCAAAGGAAGCAAGUAAAGGUCAGAAGAAGGCCGCCUCCGAUACCCUCAAGCUUGAUGUCCACGAUCUUGGAAAACUCCAGAAGAUGGAUCAUAUCCAAAAAACAGACGAUUCAUCCAAGUAUGGCCGUGGCAAUAUCACGGCUCACGUCAAGGCUAUUUACCAUGGAAAGACAUUCUACGAGAGCUCUCAAGCAGUUCCUGAAGGAGAGCAGCUCGGUGUGAUCCUUGACUGUACUAACUUCUACGCCGAACAGGGUGGUCAGGAAAACGAUACUGGUAAGAUUGUCAUUGAUGGUCAGGCUGAACUUGAUGUCAGUGACGUUCAGCUGUAUGCCGGAUACGUCCUUCACACGGGCUUCAUGAAGUACGGGGCCUUUUCUGUGGGAGAUAGCGUGAUUUGUGAAUACGACGAACUCCGUCGAUGGCCCAUUAGGAACAACCAUACAGGUACCCAUAUCCUGAACUUCGCACUGAGGGAAGUCCUCGGUGAUGGAGUGGAGCAACGAGGUUCUCUGGUGGCUGCCGAAAAGCUUCGUUUCGAUUUCUCCCACAAGGCUGCAGUGUCAGAUGCAGACUUAGAGAAAGUCGAGGCAAAGUCCACUGAAUACAUUCGCCAAAAUUGUACUGUCUAUUCUCAGGAGGUGUCCUUGGCCACUGCCCAGGAAAUUUCCGGUGUUCGAGCUGUCUUUGGUGAGACAUACCCGGACCCUGUUCGUGUUGUCUCCGUCGGUGUUGAAUUGGAGGAGAUUUUGCGUGAUGUCAGCGAUCCACGCUGGAAGGAGGUCAGCAUCGAGUUUUGUGGUGGAACCCAUGUCCAGAAGACCGGCGACAUUAAAGAUUUGAUUAUCCUAGAGGAAAGUGGCAUUGCUAAGGGAAUUCGUCGAAUCAUCGCGGUGACCGGAGAAGAAGCGCAUGAAGUUCAACGUGUUGCGGAGGAAUUCAGCAAGCGUCUUGAUCGGUUGGACGUGAUGGCUCUUGGUCCCCAGAAGGAACGGGAAGCCAAACAAGUACAGGUAGAUCUCAACCAGCUCACCAUCUCAGCUGUGCAAAAGGCACGCUUCCGAUUGCGCUUUGCUGCGAUCAACAAACAGGUACUUGAUGGCCAAAAGGCUCAACAGAAGCUGGAGGUCAAGAAGGCUGUAGAUGCCAUCACUACCCACUUCGAGUCGCCAGAAAAUAAAAAUUCGGCAUGGCUUGUCGUGAAGCUUCCUUUACCGACAAGUGCAAAGGCUGUCAGUGAAUCCAUUAACCACGUCAAGUCGAAGUUGCAGGAUAAGAACGUCUACGUACUGGCUGUUGACUCGGAACAGAGUCGUGUUUCACAUGGCUGCUACGUGUCAAGGGACCUAGCUAACCAAGGUGCCUCGGCAAAUGACUGGGCUGCUGUCGUCUCCAGUGCCGUUGGAGGCAAGGCUGGAGGGAAAGGAUCGACCUCUAUUGGCAAUGGUAUCAAUCCAGACAAGGUUGAGGAGGCCAUCUCGCUUGCUUCGGAAUACCUAAGCAAGUUCAAGCUUUAA